Messenger RNA from Spinacia oleracea (spinach), 1177 nucleotides. RefSeq lists its product as uncharacterized. The transcript has 5 exons. The record is from RefSeq and is a predicted model, not a curated record. NCBI's taxonomy places the organism in Eukaryota, Viridiplantae, Streptophyta, Magnoliopsida, Caryophyllales, Amaranthaceae. The coding region runs from base 707 to 1177 and encodes 156 amino acids.
CAAGAAAGCGCGUUAUUACCAACCGUUUUUACCGACCGCCAAAAAAACAGUCAGUAAAAAAAAAUUUAUCGACCGCAAAUUACGCAGUCGCUAAAUUUACCGACCGAAUAAAGAGCGGUUGGUAAAUUUAAAAUUUACCAACCGUCUUUAAAACGGUCAUAAAUUUAGCGACCGCUCUAGCUCCAUUAUGACUAAUUAGCAGUCGGUAAAUACCCGACUAUUAUCAAAAUAAAUUUUAAAUUUUAAUAACCGUUUAUUUAAUAUCUCCGACCAAUAAGCGGUCGCUAAAAUAAAAUAAAAAAAAUUUAAAAAGUAACUACUGAACACAAUUACUGACCACUCUUUCCUCCUUCAAGAUAUUCGACCAUUCAAAAAAAAUUAAAAACGCGCACAACUCAACCACCUGAGAGGUCUCAACCUCACGUCGCAGCCACGACCGCGCACAACUCAACCACCUGAGAUCUGGCCGCCACCCACCGCGCACAACUCAACCAAAUCUCCGACGCAAGGCGCCCCCCACCCACCGCCACCUGAACUCUCGCCGCCACCCACCGGCCCCCCACCGCGCACAAUCCACCCUCCCCACCGACUCGCCACCCACCAAGCCAGCUGCGCACAACUCCACCGGCCCACCCACAGGCGCACAACUCCACCCGGCGGCGCACGAUUUUCUAUGUGAACUAUGUGAACUCUUCGAUCUUUGAAGAUGUCCAAUCGAGGAGAAAAUUCAGCCAUCCGUAGUCGUUUAGGUGCACGUGGAGGUGGUCGUGAAGGUGGUCGUGGAGGUGGCCAUGGAGGUGGCCAUGGAGCUGGCCAUGGAGGUACUACACGGGUGACCCAACCCUCACUUGAUACCUACUUUGAUGAUGACGAAACUCAAGGUCAAUACUCUGAAGAGGUGGUACCUGAUUCACAAGCAAAUGAAGAAGCUGAGGAUUCUGGAGUGAUUUGGAUGGCACCGGGUGAACUUUGGUUUGAUCACAGUUCCAUUUCGCGGGAUAUUACUAACGUCAUCCAGAAAUAUUUCAAGAGUCCUUGGACGUGUUAUACCAAAGUUGACAAGGAUACAAAAGAGCAUUGGUUCACUCUGUUCAAGAGGACCUAUAAAUGGUUGCCUGAGUUUGACCACCUUGCUGUGCAUGAUUACCAUGCAAAUGCAUAUAAACGAGUUAAGUAA